Messenger RNA from Brienomyrus brachyistius, 2668 nucleotides. It is a transcript of the gene ngfa, whose product is annotated as nerve growth factor a (beta polypeptide). Gene Ontology annotation, biological process: neuron projection morphogenesis; memory; cell surface receptor protein tyrosine kinase signaling pathway. Gene Ontology annotation, molecular function: nerve growth factor receptor binding; growth factor activity. The transcript has 3 exons. NCBI's taxonomy places the organism in Eukaryota, Metazoa, Chordata, Actinopteri, Osteoglossiformes, Mormyridae. The record is from RefSeq and is a predicted model, not a curated record. Bases 1917 to 2561 code for a protein of 214 amino acids.
UAUAUAUUCUGUAUAGAAAUGUGUUUUCCAACAUUGCUACUUCUCUCCCCCCUGGAAGUAUUACUACACUGUGACAGGUCUGGAUUGCGUUUGUGUGAUAUUAAUGUUUUGGUUGUGACUCUAAAGUUCAGCACAUCACUCUGCCAUCUCUGGUUCUUGUUAGGGGUGUAAAACUCCAGCACACAGCAGACAGAUUCUUCCUCUCUCCGCUUCAGGCUUCUACCAACCCUUUAGUACGUAAUGUCCCACAUCAGUGUCACAAAAAACCCAGAGAAAACUCCCAUGGCUUCCAACUGAGUGACGGGAGAGCUACUUAAUACGGGGGUGCGCUUUCAUUUCCUCUUUAUACCACCCCCCGCCCCGAGCCAUCCAGGUUUACCAUGGGAACUCAACCGACUCAGGAUCUCAGCCUUCUGUUACUGAUCAUUGAGUAUUAGAUUUAAUUCAUUCUCCCCGCUGCAAUCUCACAUUUGAAAAGCAGCAGUAGGCUGUAAAUAUUUUUCCUUUGGCUGGUCCUGCUGUUUUUCGUGAUCCAGGGUGAAUCUCAGUAUGUGUACUUGACCGCACUUGUGUUCUCGUGUCCCCGUUUUCCGUCGUCUUCCAUUGCCAAAGACCAGUUCCAAUACUAAGGAUUCAAGUACGGAGGAUGGUAAAAAUCUCCGGAUGUUGGUCUUUUUCGACCUCAGGUUGCAUCCUCGCCAUAUGAGACCAAUCCCAUGAUUCAUUGCUCCCCAAGUUUGUUCUUGGAAGGCAAGUUCGCAAGACCAGUUUUGCCAAGACCACAAGUAUGGUUUUUUGCAUUCUUGGUAUUGAGACUCAGUCCCUCUGUCUCAUGCUGAUUCCUAACCUUGAGAUUCAUUUGCUUCUUUUACCAUUGGUCUCCUGGGUGGUGGCUUCUCGUUGUACAUGAAGAUGCCGUUUUGGUGCUAAACCCUGGGAAUCCUUCAUUGGGGGAGGAAUUUGGCUCACGCAAUGUAAUGUGUAACAAGUGUUGGUGUGACGGAAAACUUACAAAAUGAUGUCUGCAGGAGGGUCAGGUAUGAGAAUACCCCCAUUUUAGGGCCCACCUCUCUUAGGUGUGUAUGUUCUACUCAGGGGUGUACUUAUUGUUUCUUUGAACCCCACUCAAAAAGUCACCCCCCCAGAAACUAAAUUAAUCACAAACUAAAUAAAUAGCUAGUGAGUACAGUCAGGAGGUCCUAGCUAGGUAGCUAGUUAGCAGAACAUGCGCUUCAGCAUCUCCUAAAUAUGGAACAUGCUUAUUUCAUAUUUAGUGUAAUGACUGUUCGUGACCAACAGGGGGUUCCCUAACCGCAGGAGCCCCAUGACCCCCUAAGCCCCAUGACCAUGCAUGAUUUGAGUGAUGGUAAACACCAGCAAUGAGCAAAGCAAGGUGAUGUACGCAGCCACUCGCUUGGCCUGUGUCUUUCUCCAGUUUCUUAACGUCUGUAUUCUUGCCCCCGAUGCUAAAUGCCCCCCCCCAUACACCCACCAUGACACUUGCUCCUUCCUGUGUCCUUGUGUGCUUUCCCCCCGCUGUCUGUUUAUGAUGUUCCCAGUCAUUUCUGCUGAUCUUGUCUCCCCUCCUUUCACCGACGUUCCUCCCUCCUGCUCCCAUGGAUGUGAUCUCACCCCCCCCCCCAGCGGCGUAGGAGUAGGAUCCAUGCUGGUGGAGCUGUCAUGUUCAUUCUGAAGUAAACAGGCUUGAGUGAUCCAGUUCCCCUGAGAAAUCCCUAUGUGCCAACGAAUUUACUUCCUGGUCGCAUCGAUACACAAGGAAUCGUGGGGGGCAGCAGUGAGGGGGGGGGAGAGCCCGAAUGGCAGAUGCUUGGGGGCCAGCCUGCGUGGGACGGUCGCUCUAGGAGCCUACAGGAGGGGCAGCACUUCACCUGGAGAAACUGACAGGACGUGUGCCCAUGAGGUCGUCAACGCUGGCCCUACUCUUCCUGAUCAGCGUCCAGGCUGUAGCACACAUAGGAGGGGACGCCCAGGGGACCGCUGGGCAGGGCAUGGCAGGGCCCCUCAGGACAUCCGCCGGCCCCAACGCCCCGAUGGCCAGCCUGCUACAGCACCAAGACUCGCACCCCAUUCCCGUAGUGGACCCCAAACUCUUCAACAAGCGACGGUACCGCUCGCCCCGGGUUCUGUUCAGUGCUGUGGCCCCGGGCCCCGAGGGAGAGGGACCAGGCCCCCGGGUGCGAAGGAAAGCCAGUAAGCCGAUGCACCGGGGCGAGUACUCAGUGUGCGACAGUGUCAACCGCUGGGUUAUCAACAAGACGAGGGCCACGGACAUGGCCGGCAACGAGGUGAUGGUCCUCCCCAACUUCAACAUCGACAACGUGGUCAUCAAGCAGUACUUCUUCGAGACCACGUGUCUGACGGGCCCGUCCGGCACCACUGGCUGCCGCGGUAUCGAUGGGCGCCGCUGGAACUCGCAUUGCUCGAACACGCACACCUUCGUGCGGGCGCUGACCUCCUUCCAGAGCCAGGUGGCCUGGCGCUACAUUCGCAUCAACACCGCCUGCGUGUGCGUCCUCAGCCGCAAGUCCUGGAAGCAGUGAGGCCGGGCGGAUGCUGCCGCAGCCCUGCCCAUUAAACCCCACCCACCCACAGCCCUGCCCCAACCCCGCCUCCUCCAAACAGCCGCAACAGCCCUAAUGCCAACCAG